AUGGUGGAUCACCUGCCCCUUGGUGAGGAGACCUUCCUGUACUACUCCCAGUCCCCGGGGGCGGACUAUUCUCGCAAUCACACCACCGGUGCUAUGGUAACGGACGCCUGCAUCGGUCACAGCCAGCAGCCCUACCCAGGGGUGACCCUGUCCUCCUCUCCCGGGAUGACUAUGUCCGAAGAUGACCUCAGUGAUUCGUCCAGUCCCCGGUCGUCUCUGUGCUCCAGUCCAGAGUCCCUGUCCUCGCACCACACGUUUGGGUCCAGUUAUGAGAGCAGGAGCAACCACAGUAGUGGCAGCUCUUCAGGAGAAAGCCAGGACAGCCUCCUGGACCUGCUUCUAUCCCAGUCCAGCCUCAGCAGUUCUGCCCCGUAUCACGGCAGCACUACAUCCCUAUGCUCAGAUGUCUCAUCUCCUACUUCUUCGCUGUCCUCUUCACCCACUGCACCCCACUUACCAAUGGGUCUGUCCUGGGAUUUCAAAAAGGAGCAAAGAGUUACCCUCCAGCAACAAACGAAAGAGGACUGCUACGAGUUUCCGGUCUUUUUGGAUGAACUUCAAGAUCCAGCUGCACUCCUCUUCCAGCCCACCUUAGAGGAGAUUGAGGAGUUCCUCGAGGAGAACAUGGUGGUGGCCAUGGAUAGAGACGAGGAGGCAAGUGACGAGGAGAUGUCGCUCAUGUCCCAGGAUGCAGAGAUGGACAUUUCAAGAACAUGUUCUGCAGAGACGUUAUCGGGAGAAAAGGCAGCAGAUCAGACCGUACCUGUGGCCUUUGCGACAAACCCAUUGUCUUCCUACAGAGAGACCAAACCUACACCAGCCGUUUCGAACAAGGACAACGCACAUUUACCAAUAGACAGCAAUGGCAUCAAGGAAGAAGACUAUCCUAUGGUAAAUGAUGGCUCCAAUAAUCAAUCCAGUGUGCCUGUGAUCCUGCAGAUCCAGCCCAUUCAGAUCAAACAAGAACCCACCUCAAGUGCAAUUACUGAUUCCAGCAAUCAGCAACAUCCGCAACCUCAGACAUCGAAUGCCGCAUCAGACAUCAAAAUUGCUCAGCUUCUGGUCAACAUCCAGGGCCAGACAUUUGCCUUGGUGCCUCAGUUACUCCCGGCCACAAGCCUGGCCAAUGCUUGUAAAACUGGAAGCAACGUCCCUUCAAAAUUUGUAAGGAUCGCACCCGUACCUAUCGCUGCAAAGCCGAUGGGGCUCGGUGAAGGAGGGCUGGGCGGCGGAGCGGCCACGGGGGUCCUCGGCGGGGCCCAGAGGUUCCAGAAAAGUGCCGUAGCGGACCUGAUAAAAAUGCACAAGUGCUCUUUCCCAGGAUGCAAUAAGAUGUACACCAAAAGCAGCCAUUUGAAAGCCCAUCUAAGGAGACACACGGGGGAAAAGCCAUUCGCCUGCACCUGGCCUGGAUGCGGAUGGAGGUUCUCCCGGUCGGACGAGCUGUCGCGGCACCGGCGAUCGCACUCCGGAGUGAAACCGUACCAGUGCAUCGUGUGCGAGAAGAAGUUUGCCCGCAGCGAUCACCUUUCCAAACACCUCAAAGUGCACCGCUUUCCACGAAGCAGCCGGACGGGCCGCUCCACCAACUGA
Knipowitschia caucasica is the source of this 1593-nucleotide messenger RNA. Lineage: Eukaryota; Metazoa; Chordata; Actinopteri; Gobiiformes; Gobiidae. The record is from the annotation of a GenBank genome assembly.